UGCAGGAUGAAGGUGUGCGUGGUCCUGCUCAGCGUGUUGGGUCUCUGCUGGAGGACGGAGGCUGAUUCCAGAUCGUAUCUGAUCACGGCUCCUCUCUCGCUCCGGCUGGACGCCGUCGAGACGGUUCUGCUGCAGCUCUUCGGUUUCACAGAUGAAGUGAUCGUCCACGUCUUCCUGAAGACCUCUAUGGCUCCGGACCAUGUGGUUCUGGCCCGGGAGGUCGUGACCCUGAAUGCCCAGAAUAACCACCAGGCCGCCGCCAAAGUCCGGCUGUUUCCACGUCAGCUCGAUAAGAGUGUGAGUCAUGUGAUCCUCCACGUCCAAUCAACAGAGAUCAACCAGCACCUGUCCAUCGCCGUCAGUCGCUCCAACGGAUUCCUGUUCAUCCAGACGGACAAACCGCUGUACACGCCGCAUCAGAGCGUCAAAGUGAGGGCGUUUUCACUGAACCAGGAACUGAGGCCGGCCAAUCGCAGCGUCUUCCUCACCUUCAAGGAUCCGGAUCAGAGGACAGUGGACAUCGUGGAGAUUAUUGACGUGAACAAUGGAAUUCCAUCCAUGCAGAACCCCUUUAAGAUCCCCAUCAAACCAAAGUUGGGGAUUUGGUCCAUUGAAGCUUCUUACUCAGAUGAUUUCACCACAACAGCGAGAACUGACUUUGAAGUGAAAGAAUACGUUCUUCCCAGUUUCUCCAUCCAUGUGCAGCCAGAAGCAAACUACAUCAGCCACGGGAGCUUCAACCGAUUCAGCUUUAAGGUUUCUGCCAGGUAUCUCCACGGAGCUCCGGUGGCCAAUGCUGAGGUGUUUCUACGCUAUGGCUACGUUAGCGGGAAAAAUCCUCCAGUCAUCAUCCCACAGUCCAUCACCAGAGAAAGAUUGUCGUCUUCAGGUGAAGUGGACAUGGUUGUCAACAUGCAGAAGGUUUUAUCCAAACACGAAGGACCGAAAGACCUGAACGGUGUGGUGGGACAGUACCUGUACAUCGCUGUGCUGCUGGAAGAGAGCACAGGUGGUAUCAGUCAGGAGGCGGAGUUUGCUGCUGUGAAGUUCGUUAAAUCUCCGUACAGGCUGAGUCUGGUGUCGACGCCGCCGUUCAUCAAACCAGGACUCCCCUACAACAUCCAGGUGCUGGUGAAGGAUCACCUGGACCAGCCGGUGAACCGGGUUCCGGUCCGUCUGAUAGAGCGGCAGCUGUUCCAACAGGGGGGCCAGAGCGAGGAGAUACCGUGUCCCGACAGCGCCAACAGCCAAUCAGACGGCCUCGCUGUCUUCAUCUGCAACACGCCGGCUCAGGGAGUCCGAGCUGUGCUGAAGUUUGAGACGGCGGACGGCGCCCUGCCAGCAGCCAGUCAGGCGACUCUGACCCUGGAGGCGUCGGCCUAUCACAGCCCCAACCAGCGCUACCUGUACAUCGACACGCCGCUGCCCGGCCGCGGCCUGGAGGUCGGACACUAUGCCAACAUCAAGGUGUACUCGGCCACGCCCGCCUACCUGCCCAUCAAGGCCCUCAGCUACCUGGUGCUGUCCAAAGGGAAGGUGGUCGACUUUGGCAGCAGGAAGUUCGUCUCCAGCGCCGAUAACAAGCAGACUCUGAGCUUCGAGGUGACGCCGGCCAUGGCUCCAUCAAUCCGCCUGCUGGUUUACUACAUCCUGUACGGGGAGGGAACGUCCGAGCUGGUGGCCGAUUCUGUGUGGCUGGACGUCAAGGACAGGUGUGUCCACGGACUGCAGACUGAAGUGUCUUUGCGAAGUCAGAACCACAAGCCAAAGCAGAACCUCCAGCUGAACGUCAGGACCAAUCAGAACGGCCUGCUGGCCCUGUCGGCUGUAGACUCCGCCCUCUUCAUGUUAAGACCCAAAUACAGAGACCCUGUUACCACGGUAUUGCGACACAUCGAGCAGAGCGACCAGGGCUGCGGCGGCGGCGGCGGCAGAGACAGCGCCGAUGUCUUCAGACUGGCCGGACUCACCUUCAUGACCAACGCCAACGCCCAACCGACCAGCAGCAGUGAAGCGUGCACAGCUGCGGUCCGUCCAAAGAGAGCUCUGACAGAGGAAGCCAAGAACAAGAAAGCGGCGAGUUAUGGUUCCGUGAAGACGUGCUGUGAACAGGGGAUGAGGUACAUCCCGAAGAGCGUCACCUGCCUCCAGUUCGCCGCGCAGACCUUCAGGAAACUCCCUCGCUGCAGACAAGCCUUCAGAGAGUGCUGCGAGUUCGUCCAGCAGCACCUGGCCCAGGACCAGAACCUCUACUGCGUGACGCUGGCCGUCGGCCCGGCUCUCUGCCUGCUCCAGUCCCAGCCGAGCUCCGGGGGGCUUCGGUCCACGGCCUGCAGAUGGAGCGAGCUGCCUGCAGGGGGCGUCGGCAGGGUGACCUUCACCCUGCUGGGCCUGGAGCCUGGAGAGCACAGCCUGACCUUCACCCUAAAGACCCGCGGAGAAGCCCGAGACGUCCUGCAGAAGAAGCUGAGGGUGGUGCCUGAAGGAGUGAGGCAGGAGGUUUACUCUGGAGGACGACUCGACCCUCAGGGACUCUACGGUUCAGAGAAGAGAACGGUGGAACUGAAGAACCAAGUACCAGCCAACAUGGUUCCCAACACGGCUGUGGAGAGAAUGCUGACGAUCAACGGAGAGAUUCUGGGUGAAGUCCUCACCGUGAUGCACAACCCUGAAGGCCUCCGGCAGCUCGUCAACCUGCCGGCCGGGUCGGCAGAGGCGGAGCUCGGCGGGCUCCUCCUCCUCGUCCAGGUGUACCAGUACCUGGAGACGUCGAGGACCUGGAACGUGCUGGGAGGAGACGUCCAGAAGAACGCGGCUGACCUGAAGCAGAGGAUCAGGGAGGGUCUGGUCAGCAUCAGUUCAUUCAGAACCGGAGACUCCAGUUACAGCAUGUGGGUGAAGAGAGAAUCCAGCACCUGGCUCACAGCUCAGGUGGUCAGGACUCUGUCUGCAGCAGAUCAGCUGGUCUCUGUGGACCACCAGUCGCUCUCAGACUCUGUGGCCUGGUUGAUCCGCAAAACUCAGCAGCAGGACGGAUCCUUCACCGACAAAUCCUCCUUCAAAGCCAACAAAGUCAUGGCUGAGGGGACGACGGCGGUGGAGAGGUCGGUUUAUCUGACGUCCUUCGUGCUGAUCGCGUUACACACAGCGACAAGAAUCAAAGACCCCAUCCUGCAGCUGCAAUACCACGACAACAGCAUGAACUCUGCAGCAAACUACAUUUCCCAGCAUGCCUCGCAGGUGAAGAGCGUGUACGUGAAGGCGGUGGCGACCUACGCUCUGACCCUCCAUGACCCCAACAGCAUGUCGGCCUCCCUGCUGCUCGGCAGCCUGGAGAACUUGGCCCGACAGAAAGGUCACCCCGCUGAGCUCAGGUACUGGCAGGAGUCCAGUGUGACGGCUGAUUGGCUGAAACCUGACCAAUCCAGUGGUCUGACAGUGGAGACGACAGCAUACGUCCUGCUGAGUGUUGUGUUAAAGGGGAGGAUCCAGUAUGCCAACCCCAUCCUGUCCUGGCUGACCCAGGACCAGCACUAUGGGGAGGGAUUUUACUCUGCGCAGGACACAGCUUUGACUCUGGAGGCGUUGAGGGAGUACAGCAAGGUGGUGUCUCGAGCCGUCCUCAACCAGGACAUCAACAUCCGCUACAGCUUGAAGGGUUCACUGGACCGAGUCCAACUGAGCCAGAGCCGACCCGUGGCCACGCCCAUCCAGGUAACAAAGAAUGAUGACAUCACCGUGUCCACAGGUUAUGGGAGGGGCGUGUCCAAUGUGAAGAUGAAGACGGUUUUCUACCAGACCACGGCGUCCACACAGGCCAGGUGUAACUUUGACACCACCAUAGAGGUGGCCGGCCCCGGCAUCUCCGACAGUAAGUACCAGCACACCUGGAUGUCUGAAGGACAGUUCAGAGACGCGAUGGAACCUGUGAUCUCCCACUACGAGCUGCAGGGGAACACUGUGGUCAUCCAGAUGGACGCUGUUCCUUCAGACAUCUUCUUGUGUGUUGGCUUUCGGAUCAGAACCGGGUUCAGUGUGAGCGGAGCCAGUGAGGCCCUGUUCACCAUCAGUGAGCCUCAGGACAAAGGCAGUUUGUGCAGCAAACAGUUCUCGUACCAGCAGCAGAGGCUGCAGCGCCUCUGUGUGGCCGAACAGUGUCAGUGCAUGACAGCUGCGUGUGCUGCCUACAGAGGGAACCUGGACGUGACGCUGACAGCAGAAACACGCACUGAAGAAACCUGCAGAGCUCAGAUCAAAUACGCCUACAGGGUGACGGUCAAGUCCUCGGCAGCAGAAGGAGACUUCAUGAGCCACACGGCCACCGUAGUCGAAGUCCUGAAGAACUCCGACAAAGAUCUGGAGGCGGUGAGUUCAGGGACUGAGGUGGACCUCGUGAAGAAGGCCACCUGCAGCGGUGUGGACCUGCAGAAGGACAAACAGUACCUGGUGAUGGGAAGCAGCGGGUCGGAGGUCAAAGUGGGCCAGAGCUUCAGGUACCGACUCCCGCUGGACUCGGACGCCCUGGUGGAGCUGUGGCCCACAGACUGCAGUUCUCCAGAGUGUAGGGACUACACCUCCCAGCUGGAGGAGUUCGCUCUGGACCUGCAGCUGACCGGCUGCCCCUGAAACGCCCGAGAAAUGAUCCUUCUCUCACUUCAAGUGUCCACCGAUGUUUUUGUCCCUUAACUCUGCUUUUAUGUCCUAAUGUGCCAAUAAAGGUCCAACAGUG
Messenger RNA from Stegastes partitus (bicolor damselfish), 4729 nucleotides. It is a transcript of the gene c5, whose product is annotated as complement component 5. The transcript is spliced from 37 exons. The coding region runs from base 7 to 4626 and encodes 1539 amino acids. Lineage: Eukaryota; Metazoa; Chordata; Actinopteri; Pomacentridae. Gene Ontology annotation, molecular function: protein binding; endopeptidase inhibitor activity. The record is from RefSeq and is a predicted model, not a curated record. Gene Ontology annotation, cellular component: extracellular region.